Cryphonectria parasitica EP155 is the source of this 1590-nucleotide messenger RNA. RefSeq lists its product as uncharacterized. The coding region runs from base 1 to 1590 and encodes 529 amino acids. NCBI's taxonomy places the organism in Eukaryota, Fungi, Ascomycota, Sordariomycetes, Diaporthales, Cryphonectriaceae. Gene Ontology annotation, molecular function: iron ion binding; oxidoreductase activity, acting on paired donors, with incorporation or reduction of molecular oxygen; monooxygenase activity. The transcript is spliced from 3 exons. The record is from RefSeq and is a predicted model, not a curated record.
AUGUUGAUCAACGAACUCUUCCUCAUCGCCCCAGGCUAUAUCGCCUCACAUCCAUUCCAGGCGGUCUUCACGCUCACUCCAUUGUUCCUCUUCGUCUAUAUCCUCAUCAAUGAAGCCACUCGCUACCGUGCCCGGGUCCCGGGUAUGAAUGGUCCUCCUGGGCUACCACUCAUCGGCAAUCUGCUCUCCAUUCGCACCGAUGCAGCCGCUCAGUACAAGGAGUGGUCCAAGACGUAUGGGGAUGUGUACCAGGUGCAGAUGGGCAACGUCCCUAUCGUGGUGGUGAACAGUGCCAAGGCAGCCAAGGCCUUGUGGGUUGGGCAGUCACAGGCGCUGAGCUCGAGGCCGGUCACCUAUACUUUUCACAAGGUAGCAUCAUCGACACAGGGCCUGACGAUAGGCACCUCUCCCUACGAUGAUUCCCUCAAACGACGCAAGAAAGGCGUAGCCGUGGCUGUCAACAAGCCCGCCAUCGCCAGCUACGUGCCUUACUUGGACACCGAGUCCCGCACCUUCAUUCGCGACCUGCUCGAAAAUGGGGCCUCUGGUGCCCAGCCCAUCGAUCCCCUCCCUUUUAUCCAGAGGCUCUCGCUGAGCCUGGCGGUGACCAUCAACUGGGGCGUGCGAAUUCCCUCUGUCGCCGACCCGUUGUUUCAAGAGAUCGUGGCCGUCGAGGAGGAGCUCAACCGCUUCCGCUCGACCACGGGCAACCUGCAGGACUACGUGCCGCUGCUGCGUCUGAACCCGAUCAACCUGCACUCGGCACGGGCGCGGGCGAUGCGAGCGCGCCGAGACACGUACCUUGCCCGCCUCAACGGGGACCUGGCCGCCAAGGUUGAGAAGGGCACGCACAGGCCGUGCAUACAGGCCAAUGUCAUCAAAUACAAGGACGAGGUGCUGAGCGAGACGGAGCUGACGAGCAUCAGCCUGAGCAUGCUCGGGGGCGGGUUCGAGACCGUCGCCAGCACGGUGCAGUGGAGCGUGGGGUGGCUGGCGCAGCACCCAGAGAUCCAGGAGCGUGCGUUCCAGGAGAUCAGGGCGUUCCAGGGCCUGAAGGAGGGCGACGAGGAGAGUGUCGAUCCGCUGUGUGAUGCGGCAGACGACCAAAAAUGUCCGUACAUGAACGCGAUGGCCAAGGAGGCGCUUCGCUAUUUCACUGUCAUACCUCUGAACCUGCCGAGGGAGACGACGAGAGAUGUCGAGUAUGAGGGGCUGUUCAUCCCCAAAGGCACGACAGUAUACAUGAAUGCUACGGCUUGCAAUCAUGACGAGGAACUGUGGGAAGAUCCGCACGUCUUCCGACCCGAGCGAUGGCUCGAGAAGCCCGAUGCGCCGGUGUUCACGUUUGGCCUUGGCUACAGGAUGUGUGCAGGUCAUCUCCUGGCCACACGAGAGCUGUACCUCAUCUUCAUGAGGCUGUUGGCGAGCUUCACGCUCAAGCCACACGGGACUGGAGACUUCGACCCGGCCAAGGGUGGCAAGAAUCCACGGGAUCUGAUCAUGGCUCCACAUAGCUACAGCGUGUACUGCGUGCCGAGGAAUGAGAAGAAGUUGAAAGCCCUGCUGGCUGACCUGAAGGAGGAGGAAUAA